GACGCUGUCACGUCGUCAUUUGAUCAUGAACCAGAAGUGUUCUUCUUCUCCGUCUGGAGUUCGCUUCUUCCUCGUUUGAACGUGUCCGUACCGAACUCCUCAGGACUUCGUGGAUGUGGUGAGUCGUGAGAUCCCCGCCCUGUUUGUGUGUGUGUGUGAGUGAGUGUGUGUGUGUGUCUCUCUCUCUCCGUUGACCUUUACCCUGCACCAUGGCGGAGCUGCUGCUGGACUCCAGCAUCCGGGUGUGGGUGGUUCUGCCCAUCGUCUUCAUCACCUUCUUCGUGGGCGUGCUGCGUCACUACGUCAGCCAGCUGCUGCACAGUGACAAGAAGGUGGAGCUGGAGCAGGUGUCAGACAGUCAGGUGCUGCUGAGAAGCCGAAUCCUGAGGGAGAACGGAAAGUACAUCCCCCGACAGUCGUUUGCCAUGAGGAAGUUCUACUUCAACGACACAGAGACAGGCUUCUUCAAGACGGUGAAGAGGAAGGUGGUCCCCAAGAACCCUAUGACCGACACCAGCAUGCUGACUGACAUGAUGAAGGGGAACCUGACCAACGUCCUCCCCAUGAUCCUGAUUGGAGGAUGGAUCAACUGGGCCUUCUCAGGCUUCGUCAUCACCAAGGUCCCCUUCCCUCUCACUCUGAGGUUCAAACCCAUGCUGCAGAGGGGAAUCGAACUGCUGUCCCUGGACGCCUCCUGGGUGAGCUCUGCGUCCUGGUACUUCCUCAACGUGUUCGGUCUGAGGAGCAUGUACACUCUGCUGCUGGGGCAGGACAACGCUGCUGACCAAUCACGGGUCAUGCAGGACCAGAUGACCGGCGCUGCCAUGGCGAUGCCCCCUGACCCCAACAAGGCCUUCAAGAGCGAGUGGGAAGCCCUGGAGGUGCUGGAGCACCACUGGGCCCUGGAGGGUGUGGAGGAGGAGCUCAUGUCCCGGGACCUCAACCUGGAGAACCUCUUCAGCAAGGAGCUGCAGGCCACCAUGUUCUAGACGCCGUCCGUCUUAUUUAUCGUCUCGUUUCCUCGCCGCUCCUCAAUAAAGACAUGCUUCCUCUCCA
This is a messenger RNA of Gadus morhua (Atlantic cod), 1056 nucleotides long. Its product is annotated as TMCO1/EMC3 family protein. The record is from RefSeq and is a predicted model, not a curated record. Lineage: Eukaryota; Metazoa; Chordata; Actinopteri; Gadiformes; Gadidae. The transcript has 9 exons. The coding region runs from base 210 to 989 and encodes 259 amino acids. Gene Ontology annotation, cellular component: EMC complex; membrane. Gene Ontology annotation, biological process: protein folding in endoplasmic reticulum.